CUAAAUGAUUUUCUUUCGCAGGAUCACUCGGCCACUCUCCAGGUCGUCCAUCGUGGCCAAUACUUGGCGGGUAUCGCCGGGAACGGUAGAUCUGAAUUGAAUGUACUGUUCGCAGAUCGAAAGGAUCAUUCCAGCAAAGGCGCCAUAGUUUUCCGUCUGGACCACCAAUGCUUGACCUCGCUGAUACCAGUCUGACAUCUUCGGCGAUAAUAUGCUCCGGAAGAAGGUGAAUUAUUGCUGGCGCUGCAGCCCUCGCUUUCUUCUUUUCGAUGGAGGUAGCAAUGUCGUGCGGUCGUCGUCGAAGACACUUUUUGUUCAUGCUGAAUGUUGGGCAGGCUGGUCCGGCAACAUCCAGUACCGCGACCUCAGCUUCAAUGAACCGUAUCCGGUCGUCCACCUCCAGUAGUAGGGCCUGAACCAGGUCGUCCUCCCUUUCCUUCAAUUCCCGUUGAAUUGCAGCAUUCUCCAUACGGUACUUUCUCUCGAUUUCCUCCUUCUCUCGCUCAUACAUAAUAUCGAUCAUUUCUAGUUCAUCCGCUUGUUUUUGAUGGAAUUCGCGGAGUUUUUCCAAAAAUUGAGGAUGCUGGCCAGCUUCAACCAACUGCAGUUCCUUCUCUAGUUCAGAUAUUCGUUCUUCAUGUGAGAUGGCCGGCUUGGGAAGAGGCGUAA
This is a messenger RNA of Haemonchus placei, 669 nucleotides long. The record is from the annotation of a GenBank genome assembly. Lineage: Eukaryota; Metazoa; Nematoda; Chromadorea; Rhabditida; Trichostrongylidae.